UUCUCGCACUCGCACUCCUCCUCUUCGUUUACCUCUACAUCAUCCACGUACGGAACAACCCGUUAUCGCGCCCGACCGCCGCGGACCGAGACCAGCAUAAUGGCGACAAUCGAGGAGCUGGAAGGCCUGUUCGACGACCACCCUUCCUUGGACGCGUCUCUGCAAGACUUCGAACCAGAACAAAGCGAGAUAGGCCAGUCGCCCCGCUUUGGCUAUCCUUCUCAUCAUUCUGGCUUCCGCUCCGACAGCAGCUCGGAGAUCGAGGAAUCAAUCUCGGGAGGCAGAUUCAGCCCGCCCGCUUGGAGACGAGACGGAAACGGCAAUCGAAGCAGCGGCUUUUGGAAUAGGGGCAACAGCAGGUUGGGGAAACGAAGUAGGGAUUCCAGGGAGAGUAGCCCCGAGUUCGAAAGUGCGGAUGAGGGUGCGGAUGGGGGCGCGGAUGAGACACUUUUUGCUGCUACAAGAACGAGGCUACCUACAGGCUCUUUGUCACCAGAGAAGCAGAGAAGUCCGAGUCCUGAUCCUUUCCCGAGUGGUGGUGGGGAUUUUAGAAGCACAUUUGGAGGCAAGAAGAUCAAGCAGGAAGAUGGCCAUGAAGUUAUUGCACCGUCGAUUGAGAAUCCGAACAAUUAUAUUCGUUUUGCUGUCAGGGCAGAAGUACAACAUCGUACAGAACCAUUCGAGGCCGCUUUUGAGUUUGUAAAGAGCAAAUUCAAUAUUAUGAAAAGGUCGUGGUCAUCUUUUAUCACUUCCGUCGCUGUCGCAUUACUUUCAAUAUUAGCCUUGCGGUCGUUAUUCCAACCAGGCGUUCUUCCUCCAGUCCCGGACUUAGUUAAGGUGGCAGGACUUGCGAAGGCUUUCGAGCCACUCAUAUUCUAUUCGGAAAAUGGUAUACAACAAAUUGGGGAUCUGCAAGCUACAGGUGCUGCUGUUUGGGAUUUGGGGGAGAGUGUGCGCUCUACAAAUAUGACGUCUGCUCCUAUUAUUGUCAAAGAGCUCGAUGACUUGAGUGAAAGUCUGAAGACAUUAGCCAUAGAGCUAACUCGGUUCUUCGCAAACGUCGACGGAGAUGUUGACGGAAUAUUAAUAGUUAUGGACUGGGCAAAGCGCGAGUUGUCACAAUUACAAAUGCUGCAACCAUCAGCCCUUACAUCUGCAUUCGACAACAUGCACAACUUGUUCAGCCGCUGCGGUCUCCUUGAGACCUCAUCGGGAGCAUCAACUGCUAUAGGCCAGAUUGCAACGUCCAUUUUCGGGCAGACAUCUCCCCAAAGAACCCGCGCAACCCUACAGCGCACUUUUAUAGAAUUUCUCUCGGUCUUAGAAGAUUCCAUCAACUCGGAACUGCAACACUCCCUUGCGCUAUUUGCAUUGUUUGAGUCUAUCGACAAACAAUUCCAAAACCUAGCUCGCACCGUCAUCCGUGAGACUACUGCACAAGACAAUGCUCAAGAUGAUAUGCUUUCGUCAUUAUGGACAAAGCUCCUUGGCCCUAACUCCAGCACUCUACACAAGUUUGAGAAGAACAAGAAGCUGCUCGGCAAUAUUCGCGCCAAAACUUUCCAGAACAAGUCGAUCCUCCUUGAGCAUAACGGCAAGCUCUUGACGCUCAAAGCCAAUUUGGAGAGUCUCAGGAGGAAGCUUGUUAGUCCUCUGGUGCGUGUUAAUGGCAGCACACUCGGUCUCGACGAGCAAGUUCGGGGUCUCGAGGAAGUGAGUGGAUAUCUUGGUGGUGUGCGGGAGAGGCAAAAGGGCAAAUUAAUGGAGAUGCUGUACGGAUCUGGUAGAAGUAGUGGGCAUAGAAUUACGGGUGCUGAUGGUAGAGGAGAGAUCGAGGGAGGCUGGCAUUAA
Messenger RNA from Lachnellula hyalina, 1851 nucleotides. RefSeq lists its product as uncharacterized. The record is from RefSeq and is a predicted model, not a curated record. The transcript is spliced from 3 exons. NCBI's taxonomy places the organism in Eukaryota, Fungi, Ascomycota, Leotiomycetes, Helotiales, Lachnaceae. The annotation marks the transcript as partial.